Gadus macrocephalus (Pacific cod) is the source of this 3995-nucleotide messenger RNA. RefSeq names its product neuropilin and tolloid-like protein 1. The transcript has 10 exons. NCBI's taxonomy places the organism in Eukaryota, Metazoa, Chordata, Actinopteri, Gadiformes, Gadidae. Gene Ontology annotation, molecular function: protein binding. The record is from RefSeq and is a predicted model, not a curated record. Bases 1253 to 3166 code for a protein of 637 amino acids.
UGUUAAAUACUUACUUUGACAAGCAAAGAACAAUUUAUUGUGGAAAAAACAUGCUUGCAACUUUACCUUGCUUCUCUCUAUCACAGCCUAGGGUGCUUCCUGAAUUGAUGGUUGACAACAAAUGUGUACAGUUGCCUUAAUACAGCAGGCUCGAUCAACUUACUGGCUCAUACCCACUCUCCCCCAAUAUGAAUUGUUUGUUCAUCUUGUGAGUUUACCUUAAGUACAGGUGAAACAUUACAUUGGGAAAUUAUUGGUUACAUUUUUGUUUUAAUGGGCAUCCUUUGCUCAGGCCAGUAAAUGGUAACCGGACGUAACCUGACGAAAAGUCACUCAAAGAGAAUGGCGGAGACAAUGAAUGAACUGUUAGAUAUUUUACUACAGCCAAUAGAUAACAUUAAGCAUUAGGCCUACAGUAACUAGGCCUACUUACAUCUUAUUUCUGUCUUCCUCUUUCAUCUCAUCAUCAAUAAUAUGGUUUAAUAGCCUCCGUAUUUUAUAUAGGCCUAUAUGUUGUGAAAUGUAGGCCUAUAUAUUUUAAUUUCAUGCCAAGUUCAAUUGCAUUUCCGUUAGCCAAUUAAUGGACGGAUUAAAUUCUGAUAUGUGCAUUGUUUUUCUUGGAUAGCUUGCUUUGUAUACAAAAAAAAAAAAAGUAUUUUCCCUAAAGAACAGCAAAAUAACUUGGUUAUGUUCAAGGUUAGGGUAAGCCCUCCCUCCCUAAAAAGUGGCUUUCUGGUGGAAGCACUGAAGGCUAAACUCAUAUUAUGUGCGUUGCGCGCUCUGCUUAUGUGUCGGCCGGGGCGUGCGGAUCAAUUUUUUUUAUCAAUAAUGCCAACCGUGCGAAUAAUUAAGAGAACAACAUAUAGGAUAGGCCUGCCUAUUUAUGCAGGUCUUUGGGCCAACUUUAUUAAACUCCAAUGAUUGCCUGGUUUGCAAUGCGCUGUUGACGACUGCAUCGUUUUACAGGAUUAUGAUGUCCAAAGGUGCGGAGCAAAAAUGUGAAGCGGAUGGGAGCUUAAUCCGGUCGUCUUUCGGGAAGAUAGAUGACUGACGGUUUGCAAAGCGGAGUCUUUGCUUUCGGACUUGUACAAUCUAGGAACAACUGAAUGGGCAGCAGUGGAUGGUUUUACUCAGAUUUAUUUUCUAGUUUUGAUAAGCAUGUGGCGACCACGCGUUUUGAUUGUUCGUCUGUUUAGAAUUACUUUCAUGGCAAUAUUUAAAAGAUAGGCCUAAAUAAGACUUCAACAGGGACAUGGCGAAGCUUCUGCUGCAUAUUGUGAUAACUACCCUCAUGUCAGACUUAUCCGGUGCCACAACAACGACAAAAAAAGCUCAAGCGGCCCUCUUGGCUCUAAACGGUAGCCGGGGGCGGUUUAAAACCAAGAUGGCCGCUACAGGUGAAGACUGCCCUUCACAAGGAAGGUUGAAGCUGUGUGUUUGGCCUCCUGUGGGCGUUCUAGUGAAAAACAACUCGGGGGUGACUCCGGCCGGGCAGUGCGGGGACUGGGUGAAGGAGCUCAGCGGCGGCUCUUUCACCUCCCCCAACUACCCCGAGAAAUACCCUGCCGACAGGGAGUGCAUCUACAUCAUAGAAGCGUCUCCCCGCCAGUGCAUCGACCUGUUCUUCCUGGAGCGCUACUCCAUCGAGCCGUCCUGGGACUGUAAGUUCGACCACAUCGAGGUGCGGGACGGGCCCUUCGGCUUCUCGCCCAUCAUCGGCCGCUACUGCGGCCAGCAGAGCCCCGCCUACGUGCGCUCCAGCGGCCGCUACCUCUACAUCAAGUUUGUGUCGGACGGGGAGCUGGAGGCCACCGGCUUCUCCGCCCAUUACAACUUCACCCAAGAUCCAGAAUUCAAAGGCCUUGGAGAGCUCCCGCCCCUGCCUUUUUGUGACUUCGACAUGGUCGGUCCUGAAGGCUACGUGGAGUCGGCCGCGAUAUCAGCAGAGAGUCGGGCCCUGCCCACCGAGGCUGUGGACUGCAGGUGGUACAUCCGUGCUCCGCCCAAAUCUAAGAUCUACCUGCGUUUCCUGGAGUACGAGAUGCACAACUCCAACGAGUGCAAGCGCAACUUCGUGGCCAUCUACGACGGCAGCAGCUCGGUGGAGCACCUGAAGAACAAGUUCUGCUCCACAGUGGCCAACGACGUCAUGCUGGUCAACUCGGUGGGAGUGGUGCGCUUGUGGGCCGACGAGGGGAGCCGCAAGAGCCGCUUCAAGAUCCUCUUCACCACCUUCCACUCGCCUCCUUGUGAAGGAGACACGUUCUUCUGCCACAGUAACAUGUGCAUCAACAACACACUGGUGUGCAACGGUAUCCAGAACUGUGUCUACCCCUGGGACGAGAACCACUGUAAAGAGAAGAGAGUAUCGAGUAUCCUGGACACCCUGGAUCACACAAACCUCACCAUUAUCGCAGUGACCAUUAUCGGAGUGAUCAUCCUGCUGGUCAUCUCUGUCAUCAUCCAGAUCAAACAGCCGCGCAAGAAGUACAUCAUCCGCAGGGAUGACUUCGACCCCGCCUUGCUCCACCCGGGGUUCGAGCCGCCGCACUAUGAGCUCUGCACGCUGCGCCGCGCCCCGUCCCGCGAGCUCAGCGACGCGGACGCCGCCGCCGACUACGACCGCUUCCACACGCUGCUCCGUUCGUCCUCCCGCUGCAUCCGCGACCACCACUGCGGCUCGCAGCAGGGCAGCAUGCACGGGAGCAUGCACGGGAGCGUGCACGGGAGCGUGCACGGGAGCGUGCACGGCAGCCGCAGCAACCUGAGCCUGCGGGACGGCUCUGCCGCCAUCUUGACCGAUGGAGGCGGGCCUCUGGGUCUGGCUCCGCCCCCUCCUCCUCCUCCACCACCACCGCCUCUGCCGUUGCCCCCGGCGAUGCUGUUGGCCCAGCAGUCGCCGCGCAACGGCAUGUUGCGCCACACCGCGCCGGUGGGCCGACGCAGCAUGGUGAUGAACCACGAGGACGAGGAUGAGGAGGAGGAAGAGGACGAGGAGGAUGAGGAGGAGCUGAUGAUGGAGGACGACGGUGUACAUCACAGAGCGCCGCAUCACCACCUCCACCACCAGCACCACCACCCCGGGCAGCAGUACCACCACCAGGGAUUCUUCCCCAGCAUGGAGCAGAGCCACGCCCCACACCACGGAAUGUCCAACGACUACUAGGUGGAGGUGGAGGUGGUGGAGGAGAAGGAGGUGGUGGAGGAGGAGGAGAAGGAGGUGGUGGAGGAGAAGGAGGUGGUGGAGUAGGAGGAGGGGUAAGGGGAUGAGGAGGAGGUUGAGAAGGAGGAGGACAAAGACGUAUCUAAUUCCUAACAUAGACACAGGCUGGUGUCUAUGUUUUGCUUUAAAGGAGGAAGUGUGUUCUUGAAAAUGAUUUUGAUCUUCUGUUCUGGCUCGGUUCUAAUGAGAAGCUUGUGGUGAUAACUGCAACCGAAAACAAACCUUCCUGGUGGUAGUGAGGUUAGGAAAGUGUGUCGUUAUAUCUGAGGUUGCCCACCAAACAUGUACAUACAUUAAAUGUGGUUCUGUCAACUUCCUCUGCUGUUAUUUUAAAAUAUAUAUGUUUCCCCCUUUUUUCCUUUGAAAAAAAAUGACUGAAUGAAUGAUACGGACAGCUAUCCAUGUGACCCUGGGUAACACUUAUACUAUUUAAGUAUGCAUAAAUACACAUAGAGAAGGAAAAUUAGAGCAUAAAAGCAAUUCUGAUGUCUACAGCUUUGUCUCGGUUCCCUAAAUUAAAAAUCCUAUGUACAACAAGGCAACAAUUUACAUUUUGUUUAAAAAUGCAGAGCUAUCUAUCUAUCUCCUAAGCAUAGAUAACAAGUUAAUUUCUGAGGGACAGGGAAGGUGUCAUAGUUUUUGCAAUUUAAUUUUCUGUAUUUGUUGGUGUUUUAAACUUUUUUAAGUGGGUGAACCAAUCUUAUAUAUUUUGUACAAUUUACUUUAUCCUCCUUUCUCGAUUUUCUGAAAUAAAUGGUUACGUCUUCCCAUA